GUGUGGUUCCCCUUUGUUUUCCACGAUUCUUUCCUAUAUCUUCUCUGCAAAUCUUGGCCCCAUCUCACUUCCCCAAUUCAAAAACGGAAUCAUAUGCCCAAAUAACCACCAAGUUUUCUUCAUCUUCAAUGGCGACUAUAUCAAGAAUUGUUGCAAAAGAUUGUAAAUUUCAAUCACGUGAUGCUGUUCUUCAAAGACCCAGAUAUGAUUUGCCCCCAAGAGGGAUUCGAGACCAUGUUUGUUUUAGAAGUGGGGUUGGUUCAUCUGGUGAUGUUAAAAGUUGUUUGGCUAUUCAGAAUAAGCGAUUCUCUCCAGCAAUUAUUCAAUCUUCAGCCUCCAGGAGUUCGAAGAUUCUGUGCCAAGCAGCAACAAAUUUACCAGGAGAUGUGCCUACCAAUGCCAAUACCGCUAGUGGAAUGACAACAUACGAAAGAACAAUUGAAACGUUAACAACCCUUUUUCCUUUAUGGGUUAUUCUAGGUACAAUCAUUGGGAUUUAUAAGCCUUCUGCCGUUACUUGGUUAGAAACAGAUCUUUUCACCGUUGGCUUGGGUUUUCUUAUGCUUUCUAUGGGAUUGACUUUAAAAUUUGAGGACUUCAGACGUUGUUUACGGAAUCCAUGGACUGUAGGUGUCGGGUUUCUUGCUCAGUACUUGAUCAAACCCAUCUUGGGAUUCUUCAUUGCAAUGACUAUGAAAUUAUCUGCUCCACUUGCAACCGGUUUGAUUCUAGUUUCGUGUUGCCCAGGGGGCCAGGCUUCAAAUGUGGCAACCUAUAUAUCUAAAGGAAAUGUAGCUCUCUCUGUUCUCAUGACAACGUGCUCAACUAUCGGGGCUAUUAUAAUGACACCACUUCUCACUAAACUUCUAGCCGGUCAACUUGUUCCGGUUGAUGCAGCAGGCCUUGCCAUCAGCACUUUUCAGGUUGUUCUGGUACCCACGAUCCUCGGAGUGUUGUUGAAUGAAUUCUUCCCCAAAUUCACGUCGAAAAUCAUUACUGUGACUCCAUUGAUCGGAGUUCUCCUUACAACUCUUCUUUGUGCUAGCCCGAUUGGGCAAGUUGCGGAUGUUUUGAAAACACAAGGCUUACAGUUGUUACUUCCGGUGGCUGCCCUCCAUGGGGCAGCGUUCUUUAUCGGUUACGCCAUUUCUAAGUUAUCGUUUGGUGAAUCAACAUCUCGUACCAUCUCCAUAGAAUGCGGGAUGCAGAGCUCCGCCCUCGGGUUUUUGCUUGCUCAAAAGCAUUUCACAAACCCUCUCGUAGCCGUACCUUCUGCUGUAAGCGUCGUUUGCAUGGCGCUCGGUGGGAGUGCUUUAGCUGUGUAUUGGAGGAACCAACCAAUUCCUGUUGAUGAUAAAGAUGAUUUCAAGGAGUAAAAGCUUUUUGUUUUCUUAUUAGUAUUCUUUUUUUCAUAUAGGAAACAGUCGAACCCCGUGCAAUAACGACUUGUACUGUGUGCAAUAAAAGUUGUAUAUUGUUUCGGGUUCGACUGUUUUUUGUUAUGGAAAACAAGCCUCAGUUAGUUUUUUGUUUCGUGUUGUAAGACUGUUGAGUAGGGAUUUUGGUAGUCCAUCUGAUGCUCAUCGUAUCGUAUUUGUAUUAGACUGGUAAGUUAUCGUGAGAAAGCGUUUUUUAC
Molecule: messenger RNA, 1636 nt
Organism: Cynara cardunculus var. scolymus (artichoke)
Lineage: Eukaryota; Viridiplantae; Streptophyta; Magnoliopsida; Asterales; Asteraceae
Product: sodium/pyruvate cotransporter BASS2, chloroplastic-like
Exons: 13
Coding region: 129-1376 (415 amino acids)
Cellular component (GO): membrane
Source: RefSeq, a predicted model, not a curated record